AUGGCCAGGGAUAUUCUCGUCGUGGGGAUUUCCGGUCCAUCCUCAAGCGGCAAGACAACGCUUGCACGGCUUUUACGAACCGCUUUCACGCCAACGCAAGGGUCAAAUAUCAAUAUUAAGACUCUACUUGUUCACGAAGAUGACUUCUACAAGGCUGAUGACAGGAUUCCAAUCACAACUACGUCCUCGGGCAAAUUGGUCCAGGACUGGGAUACAGUGGAAGCUUUUGAUAUAAAGCAAUUUGUUUCCUGUCUAUCUCACCUUCGUGAAACCGGCGAAUUUCCUCCCAAGUUGAAAAGCAAGGAGGACUUGAAUGAUGCUACGGAUUCUGGGGUUCAUGAAGCCACGAUACGUGCAUUACAAGAGCGCAUAAUUCAACAACUACAGCGGCACAGGCUAGAGGAAAAAGAGCUCAACUUAACAGUUGUGUUUGUGGAUGGUUUUCUGUUAUAUGCUCCCCCGAAUGAUCCUGCGCACCCAUUACGGCCUGUCCAUGACCAGAUUGACCUCCCUAUCUUCUUGCCGGUGACAUACCCACUGCUCAAACAACGCCGAGAGGGAAGAACAGGAUACGUUACCAUCGGGCCUGCACCAACUCCUGUGCUCAGAGAGGAAGAUAACUCGCAGGAUAAGCCAGGAGACGAGGAGGAUGAAGAUAGCAAUGGAAAGGAUGAUGCUCCCGUUAACUUCUGGACGGAUCCCCCGGGCUAUGUUGAUGAUAUCGUUUGGCCUCGAUAUAUCUCGAAUUGUUCAUGGCUCUUGCUACCAGAGUCUACCUCAGAUGAAAAUAUGGAAUUUGAUAAGAUGAAGGAACUCGUCGGAGAUGGAGCUUUUGUCAGAGAGGACCUAGGUAUCGUUGUUGCUCCCGAUAAAGGGAAGGGUUCCAUGUCUCGCUUGUUAGACUGGGCAGUGGAUUUGAUAUUGAACAAAGUUAAGGAGAUUAAGGAAAUAGAGAAGUGA
Molecule: messenger RNA, 960 nt
Organism: Trichophyton rubrum CBS 118892
Lineage: Eukaryota; Fungi; Ascomycota; Eurotiomycetes; Onygenales; Arthrodermataceae
Product: ribosylnicotinamide kinase
Exons: 2
Coding region: 1-960 (319 amino acids)
Cellular component (GO): cytoplasm
Source: RefSeq, a predicted model, not a curated record